Cottoperca gobio is the source of this 3708-nucleotide messenger RNA. It is a transcript of the gene tnpo2b, whose product is annotated as transportin 2b. NCBI's taxonomy places the organism in Eukaryota, Metazoa, Chordata, Actinopteri, Perciformes, Bovichtidae. Gene Ontology annotation, biological process: protein import into nucleus. The record is from RefSeq and is a predicted model, not a curated record. Gene Ontology annotation, molecular function: small GTPase binding. The coding region runs from base 19 to 2610 and encodes 863 amino acids. The transcript is spliced from 22 exons.
GGUUUUGUGUCCUGUAGGAUGGAGUGGCAGCCAGAUGAACAGGGUCUGCAGCAAGUGCUUCAGCUACUUAAGGACUCCCAGUCCCCAGACACAGCAACACAAAGAGCUGUGCAAGAAAAACUGGAGCAACUUAACCAGUUUCCAGACUUCAACAACUAUCUCAUCUUUGUCCUCACAAGCCUCAAAUCUGAGGACGAGCCCACGCGCUCUCUGAGCGGUCUGAUCCUGAAGAACAAUGUUAAGGCUCACUACCAGAACUUCCCCCCAACUGUGGCUGACUUCAUCAAACGAGAAUGCCUCAACAACAUCGGAGACCCUUCACCGCUUAUCAGAGCUACGAUCGGUAUCCUGAUCACGACCAUAGCCUCUAAAGGAGAGCUGCAGACUUGGCCGGAACUGUUGCCUCAGCUCUGUAAUCUUCUCAACUCAGACGACUAUAACACCUGCGAGGGUUCUUUUGGCGCGUUGCAGAAGAUCUGCGAGGAUUCGUCAGAGCUGUUGGACAGCGAUGCUCUGAAUAGACCCCUCAACAUCAUGAUCCCCAAAUUCCUACAGUUUUUCAAGCACUGCAGCCCCAAGAUCAGGUCCCAUGCUAUAGCGUGUGUGAACCAGUUCAUCAUUGGUCGAGCUCAGGCUCUGAUGGAUAACAUUGACACCUUCAUUGAGAGUCUGUUUGCACUGGCUGGUGACGAGGACAGUGAAGUGCGUAAGAACGUGUGCAGGGCUCUGGUCAUGCUGCUGGAAGUCCGCAUCGACCGCCUCAUCCCGCACAUGCACAGCAUCAUCCAGUACAUGCUGCAGCGGACCCAGGACCCAGAUGAAAACGUGGCUCUGGAGGCCUGUGAGUUCUGGCUCACUCUGGCUGAACAGCCCAUCUGUAAAGAGGCCCUGUCUGGCCACUUGGUCCAAUUGACCCCUAUCCUGGUCAAUGGGAUGAAAUACUCUGAGAUUGACAUUAUUCUCCUGAAGGGCGAUGUUGAAGAGGACGAGGCAGUUCCCGACAGCGAGCAAGACAUCAAGCCUCGCUUCCACAAGUCCCGUACCGUCACUUUACAGCACGAAGGGGGGGAGGGCGAGGAGGGGGAGGACAUCGAUGAUGACGACGACGACGACGACGAUACGCUGUCUGACUGGAACCUCCGGAAGUGCUCGGCCGCGGCUCUGGACGUUCUUGCCAACGUGUUUCGUGAGGAGUUGCUUCCCCAUCUCCUGCCCCUGCUCAAAGGACUGCUGUUCCACCCUGACUGGGUCAUCAAGGAGUCUGGCAUCCUAGUGCUGGGAGCUAUCGCUGAGGGCUGUAUGCAGGGCAUGGUACCUUACUUGCCUGAGCUCAUCCCCCACCUCAUCCAGUGUUUGUGCGACAAGAAGGCCCUGGUCCGCUCCAUCGCCUGCUGGACCCUCAGCCGCUACGCCCACUGGGUGGUCAGCCAGCCCCCUGACACUCACCUCAAACCGCUCAUGACCGAGCUGCUCAAACGCAUCCUAGAUGGCAAUAAGAGGGUACAGGAAGCAGCAUGCAGCGCGUUUGCCACCCUGGAGGAGGAAGCGUGCACUGAGCUGGUGCCUUACCUGAGCUUCAUCCUGGACACGCUGGUUUUUGCUUUUGGGAAGUACCAGCACAAGAACCUGCUCAUCCUCUAUGACGCCAUAGGAACACUGGCGGACUCUGUGGGACACCAUCUUAACCAAGACGAGUACAUACAGAAGCUGAUGCCUCCGCUGAUAGCCAAGUGGAACGAGCUGAAGGACGAAGACAAAGAUCUCUUCCCUCUGCUCGAGUGUCUGUCAUCCGUUGCCACCGCGCUGCAGAGCGGCUUCCUCCCCUACUGCGAGCCCGUCUACCAGCGAUGUGUCACCCUGGUCCAGAAAACACUGGCUCAGGCCAUGAUGUACAGUCAACAGCCAGACCAGUACGAAGCACCCGACAAGGACUUCAUGAUCGUGGCUCUGGAUCUUUUAAGCGGCCUAGCUGAGGGACUGGGGGGCCACGUGGACACGCUUGUGGCCCGCAGUAACAUCAUGACGCUGCUUUUCCAAUGCAUGCAGUCCCAGGAUACGAUGCCUGAAGUAAGACAGAGUUCGUUUGCUCUGCUUGGCGACUUGACCAAGGCUUGCUUCCCUCAUGUCAAACCGUGUAUUGCUGAAUUCAUGCCGAUCCUCGGGACAAAUCUGAACCCGGAGUUCAUCUCUGUCUGCAACAAUGCCACCUGGGCCAUCGGAGAGAUCUGUAUGCAGAUGGGAGUGGAGAUGCAGCCGUACAUCGCUAUGGUUCUGAACCAGCUGGUUGAGAUUAUUAAUCGACCCAACACCCCCAAGACCCUGCUGGAGAACACCGCAAUCACCAUCGGUCGUCUGGGCUACGUGUGUCCUCAGGAGGUCGCGCCCGUGCUGCCGCAGUUUAUCCGACCCUGGUGUACGUCUCUGCGGAACAUCAGAGAUAACGAGGAGAAAGACUCCGCCUUCCGCGGGAUUUGCAUGAUGAUCGGCGUGAACCCAGGAGGUGUGGUGCAGGACUUCAUCUUCUUCUGCGACGCGGUGGCCUCCUGGGUGAAUCCUAAAGACGAUUUGAGAGACAUGUUCUAUAAGUCCCAUCCCAAGGCUGAUCUCUAACUCACUAUUACGUCACCACACUCUCCUCUCCCGCUGCUGCGUGAGUCACUGGGGUGUAGAGACCUCGGGCGGACCAGAGUGUUCAUCUCAGCAACAAGGACACUGCUCUUGUUCUGCACAGAAAUGAAGUGAACGCACUCCCCCCUCAGGAGCUUAACGCAUAAAGGUCAAAAUGCUCUGCCUGCAGAUUUUGUGCAAAAUCCACAGAUGCAUGUAUUUACACUAAUCGAGAAUUUCUGUUAUACUUCUAGAAUAUUCUUUUUGGGACAUUGAAGCAGUUGACAGCAUAGUGAAUCCAUAGUAGGGCAAAUUAACCUGGGGAUCAAACCUGCUCCGUUUCAAUAUCUUGGCUUCUGUUUGAAUUGACAGAAAGGAAAAUGUUCUGUGCACACGUAUUCUUCCCCCUGUGACGAGGCCUGCUCUGGCUUUGUUGGAGCAGCUAGUCCUGUUUGGAAACGUCUUGACAACCUCAGCACUUUUCAACAACACAUUCUUUUCUUUUUUUUGCUGCAAGUGUGACAAUGGCAAUUUAACAGUGGGUACACUGGGAAACUAAGUACAAUGCAUUUUGGGUAAUGUGAGAGGGUCAGCAUGACGUCUGUACAUGGUUUCUUUCAAGUUUGCCACUAAAAGACAACAUUGGCUCAAAGAUCUAUUAAUGCUGCUUUUUAAGAAUCAACCAGGGACGCACAAUAUAUAUUGGGCUCAUAACUUAGCGGCAGAUAAUGGGUCAUUUGUGUUGUGUAUUAUUCCGCUAACGAUUUGCAAUACAGGUUUUUUGAUGUGCUUUACUAGACAAAGGAAAAGAAGCUAUUAAUGCAGGACCUAGGACUUAGUUGAUAUUGUACUUCAGUGCUCAAAAUGUAACAACAAAGUUUCAAUUAGUCAAAUUAACAAAGAAACAACAGAUGACAGUAAACCGGGGGCUUGUGCCCACGUUGGUAAUUCGACCUUGUUGCAGUCAGACACUCAAAUGCAGGACAAAUAAAGGAACCGAUAACAGAACUAUGGAAAGAUCACAUGGAGUCCGUGUCCCGACUACUUGAUUACUAAAGAUUACUUGAAGAUGUGCCUGAAUUAAUCCCCCCCCCCCCCCCC